UAGAGGCAGACAGUGUUAAAUGUGUUCACAAGGCCCGUUUUGAUCUUCACAUACUGUGGUGGCUCCUGUGCUUUCCUGCAUUUGCUGUAAUUGCACUACAUACAAAGCUAUAUAUAUAUUUUUAAAAGUCAUGGUUUAUGACGCCACCAGAAGACACUGAAAUAUUGAGACAUGUUCAAUUUGUCUACAUGUCCCCAUGUAGGCGAGGCGUGUGCCAAUUACAAUCACAGCCGUCACAAUUCAUUUGAUGACGCAGAGCAGCUGCAACCAAGCCUAAGGGCGCACAGGUAAAAUGUGAGUGUGUUGGUUGGCUGGUGCGUACGGUAUAUAAAUAUCCCUUCCUUGUUGUAACAUUCAUUUUUGGGCAGCUCUCAUUUUGUGAAACCGGGCCGAGCUUGUGCGUUUCAGAUUUUGCUUGGAGGUCAAGACAAGUCCAGGACAAUGUUGAAGACUGUGGCUGCUCAUCUUUGCCUUUGCAUUAUGUUCGUAAUUUACCCCACAGUGAAAGGCGAUACGUGCCUAGGUUCGCCCCUGGUCUGUUCGUCGACCACUACUUCCUGCUAUGCGCAAUGUAGUGCAACAAAUGCUUGGUAUAAAGUCACAUUUCUGGAGCUGAGGACACAAUGUAACGCUGCCAAGAAAGUUAGUUUUUACUGCACGGACAGCACAUAUGAAAUGAACAUUUGCACGAAUGUGACAAGCAGCCAGGACGUCAUCACAGCCGUGUGCAAAGAAUUUGUGUACUUCUCCUACUCCUACCUGGGAAUCAACGACUCCUUGAAAGUGCUCAUCGAGCCAGUGACCGACGUGUUACCCAUCGGUGCCUCUGAGUGGGACUCCAACUCCCACACUACGUUCAAUGAAAAUAACUGGAAAACUACAACUGCGGUUAUAAACUUCACCGGUCCGGCCACCAUAAACGCCAUCAACCUGAUGUCGGAAGCACUCUCAGGCACAGCUGGAGCUCUCAAGAUCUUCUAUAUACAAUACUGCUACAAUGGAGUUUGCAGAAGAACACAGAAUUAUGUUGGAAACAAUGAAUGGGAUUCAUACAACAAACGCUAUCAUAUGGUGUACCUGACGGAACCUUUUACAGCCGACAGUUUUGAAAUUGUCCCAGUGGAAUCUGUUGGGACUUACAAUCUCAACUUUAACGUGGCAGGCAACAACAUUCCAGCUCCUCAAAGCAGCAGCAGCAGCGCAACUCAACCUUCAACGAUUAUUCCGGAAUCCUCAUUGCUCUCAUCCAGUUGGAUGCUGCCCUCCCUGAGCAUCUCAGCACCUCAGACCAUGCAGCUCUCCACCAUUGGAGUGACAACGGAAAGUUUAAUUUCAAGCUCAUCAGCCCCAAUUCAAGGGACUCAAACGAUCUCCAUUUCAAUGCAGACAAGUCUUGAAGAAAAGAGACUUUCAAUGAACACAACAUCAUUAUCGGAACUGGUGACAAUCAGUCAGCCAUCAACCAGCACUGCAGUUGAAUCCACCUUCUCAACUUCUACAAUCCCAAUUUCAAUAUCAAGUUCAUUCUCAACAGAAACAAUUUCCACUGCCACAGCGACUCCAUCCAACCUGAUCAUGAGCACACAGCCACCAGCAAGUUCAGCAGUGGAAUCCACCUUCUCAUCUUCCACAAUCCCCAUUUCAAUAUCAAGUUCCGUCUCAACAGAAACUAUUUCCACCAUCACAGCUACUCCAUCCAGCCUGAUCAUGAGCACACAGCCACCAGCAAGUUCAGCAGUUGAAUCCACCUUCUCAUCUUCCACAAUCCCCAUUUCAAUAUCAAGUUCAGUCUCAACAGGAACAACAGAAAUUUCCACCAGCAUAGCGACUCCAUCCAGCCGGAUCAUGAGCACACAGCCACCCGCAAAUUCAGUAGUUGAAUCCUUCUCAUCUUCCACAAUCCCCAUUUCAAUAUCAAGUUCAGUCUCAACAGAAACUAUUUCCACCAUCACAGCUACUCCAUCCAGCCUGAUCAUGAGCACACAGCCACCCACAAGUUCAGCAGUUGAAUCCACCUUCUCAUCAUCCACAAUCCCCAUAUCAUUAUCAAGCUCAGUCUCAACAGAAACAAUUUCCACUACCACAGCGACUCCAUCCAGCCUGAUCAUGAGCACACAGCCACCCACAAGUUCAGCAGUUGAAUCGACCUUCUCAUCUUCCACAAUCCCCAUAUCAUUAUCAAGUUCAGUCUCAACAGAAACAAUUUCCACCAUUACAGCUACUCCAUCCAGCCUGAUCAUGAGCACACAGCCACCAGCAAGUUCAGCAGUUGAAUCCACCUUCUCAUCUUCCACAAUCCCCAUUUCAAUUUCAAGUUCAGGCUCAACAGGAACAGCAGAAAUUUCCACCAGCAUAGCGACUCCAUCCAGCCUGAUCAUGAGCACACAGCCACCAGCAAGUUCAGCAGUUGAAUCCACCUUCUCAUCUUCUACAAUCCCCAUUUCAAUAUCAAGUUCAGUCUCAAGAGAAACAAUUUCCACCAACACAGCUACUCCAUCUAACGUGAUCAUGAGCACACAUACACCCACAAGUUCAGCAGUUGAAUCCACCUUCUCAUCUUCCACAGUCCCCAUUUCCACAUCCAGUUCAGUCUCAAUAGGAACAAUUUCCACCAACACAGCUACUCCAUCUAUCGUGAUCAUGAGCACACAGCCACCCACAAGUUCAGCAGUUGAAUCCACCUUCCCAUCGUCCACAAUCCCCAUUUCAAUAUCAAGUUCAGUCUCAACAGAAACUAUUUCCACUGCCACAGCGACUCCAUCCAGCCUGAUCAUGAGCACACAGCCAACAGCAAGUUCAGCAGUUGAAUCCACCUUCUCAUCUUCCACAAUCCCCAUUUCAAUAUCAAGUUCAGUCUCAACAGAAACAAUUUUCACCAACACAGCUACUCCAUCUAACGUGAUCAUGAGCACACAUACACCCAAAAGUUCAGCAGUUGAAUCCACCUUCUCAUCUUCCACAGUCCCCAUUUCCACAUCAAGUUCAGUCUCAAUAGGAACAAUUUCCACCAACACAGCUACUCCAUCUAUCGUGAUCAUGAGCACACAGCCACCCACAAGUUCAGCAGUUGAAUCCACCUUCCCAUCUUCCACAAUCCCCAUUUCAAUAUCAAGUUCAGUCUCAACAGAAACUAUUUCCACUGCCACAGCGACUCCAUCCAGCCUGAUCACGAGCACACAGCCACCCACAAGUUCAGCAGUUGAAUCCACCUCAUCAUCCACAAUCCCCAUAUCAUUAUCAAGUUCAGUCUCAACAGAAACAAUUUCUACUACCACAGCGACUCCAUCCAGCCUGAUCAUGAGCACACAGCCACCCACAAGUUCAGCAGUUGAAUCCACCUCAUCUUCCACAAUCCCCAUAUCAUUAUCAAGUUCAGUCUCAACAGAAACAAUUUCCACCAUUACAGCUACUCCAUCUAUCGUGAUCAUGAGCACACAGCCACCCACAAGUUCAGCAGUUGAAUCCACCUUCCCAUCUUCCACAAUCCCCGUUUCAAUAUCAAGUUCAGUCUCAACAGAAACUAUUUCCACUACCACAGCGACUCCAUCUAGCCUGAUCAUGAGUACACAGCCACCCGCAAGUUCAGCAGUUGAAUCCACCUUCCCAUCUUCCACAAUCCCCAUAUCAAUAUCAAGUUCAGUCUCAACAGAAACAAUUUCCACCAUCACAGCUACUCCAUCCAGCCUGAUCAUGAGCACACAGCCACCUGCAAGUUCAGCAAUUGAAUCCACCUUCUCAUCUUCCACAAUCCCCAUUUCAAUAUCAAAUUCAGUCUCAACAGAAACUAUUUCCACCAUCACAGCUACUCCAUCCAGCCUGAUCAUGAGCACACAGCCACCCGCAAGUUCAGCAGUUGAUUUUCUCUUCUCAUCUUCCACAAUCCCCAUUUCAAUAUCAAGUUCAGGCUCAACAGGAACAGCAGAAAUUUCCACUAGCAUAGCGACUCUAUCCAGCCUGAUCAUGAGCACACAACCACCCGCAAGUUCAGCAGUUGAAUCCACCUUCUCAUCUUCCACAAUCCCCAUUUCAAUAUCAAGUUCAGUCUCAACAGAAACAAUUUCUACUACCACAGCGACUCCAUCCAGCCUGAUCAUGAGCACACAGCCACCCACAAGUUCAGCAGUUGAAUCCACCUCAUCUUCCACAAUCCCCAUAUCAUUAUCAAGUUCAGUCUCAACAGAAACAAUUUCCACCAUUACAGCUACUCCAUCUAUCGUGAUCAUGAGCACACAGCCACCCACAAGUUCAGCAGUUGAAUCCACCUUCCCAUCUUCCACAAUCCCCGUUUCAAUAUCAAGUUCAGUCUCAACAGAAACUAUUUCCACUACCACAGCGACUCCAUCUAGCCUGAUCAUGAGUACACAGCCACCCGCAAGUUCAGCAGUUGAAUCCACCUUCUCAUCUUCCACAAUCCCCAUAUCAAUAUCAAGUUCAGUCUCAACAGAAACAAUUUCCACCAUCACAGCUACUCCAUCCAGCCUGAUCAUGAGCACACAGCCACCCGCAAGUUCAGCAAUUGAAUCCACCUUCUCAUCUUCCACAAUCCCCAUUUCAAUAUCAAAUUCAGUCUCAACAGAAACUAUUUCCACCAUCACAGCUACUCCAUCCAGCCUGAUCAUGAGCACACAGCCACCCGCAAGUUCAGCAGUUGAUUUUCUCUUCUCAUCUUCCACAAUCCCCAUUUCAAUAUCAAGUUCAGGCUCAACAGGAACAGCAGAAAUUUCCACUAGCAUAGCGACUCUAUCCAGCCUGAUCAUGAGCACACAACCACCCGCAAGUUCAGCAGUUGAAUCCACCUUCUCAUCUUCCACAAUCCCCAUUUCAAUAUCAAGUUCAGUCUCAACAGAAACUAUUUCCACUGCCACAGCGACUCCAUCCAGCCUGAUCACGAGCACACAGCCACCCACAAGUUCAGCAGUUGAAUCCACCUCAUCAUCCACAAUCCCCAUAUCAUUAUCAAGUUCAGUCUCAACAGAAACAAUUUCUACUACCACAGCGACUCCAUCCAGCCUGAUCAUGAGCACACAGCCACCCACAAGUUCAGCAGUUGAAUCCACCUCAUCUUCCACAAUCCCCAUAUCAUUAUCAAGUUCAGUCUCAACAGAAACAAUUUCCACCAUUACAGCUACUCCAUCUAUCGUGAUCAUGAGCACACAGCCACCCACAAGUUCAGCAGUUGAAUCCACCUUCCCAUCUUCCACAAUCCCCGUUUCAAUAUCAAGUUCAGUCUCAACAGAAACUAUUUCCACUACCACAGCGACUCCAUCUAGCCUGAUCAUGAGUACACAGCCACCCGCAAGUUCAGCAGUUGAAUCCACCUUCUCAUCUUCCACAAUCCCCAUAUCAAUAUCAAGUUCAGUCUCAACAGAAACAAUUUCUACUACCACAGCGACUCCAUCCAGCCUGAUCAUGAGCACACAGCCACCCACAAGUUCAGCAGUUGAAUCCACCUCACCUUCCACAAUCCCCAUAUCAUUAUCAAGUUCAGUCUCAACAGAAACAAUUUCCACCAUCACAGCUACUCCAUCCAGCCUGAUCAUGAGCACACAGCCACCCGCAAGUUCAGCAAUUGAAUCCACCUCAUCUUCCACAAUCCCCAUUUCAAUAUCAAAUUCAGUCUCAACAGAAACUAUUUCCACCAUCACAGCUACUCCAUCCAGCCUGAUCAUGAGCACACAGCCACCCGCAAGUUCAGCAGUUGAUUUUCUCUUCUCAUCUUCCACAAUCCCCAUUUCAAUUUCAAGUUCAGGCUCAACAGGAACAGCAGAAAUUUCCACCAGCAUAGCGACUCUAUCCAGCCUGAUCAUGAGCACACAACCACCCGCAAGUUCAGCAGUUGAAUCCACCUUCUCAUCUUCCACAAUCCCCAUUUCAAUAUCAAGUUCAGUCUCAACAGAAACUAUUUCCACUGCCACAGCGACUCCAUCCAGCCUGAUCACGAGCACACAGCCACCCACAAGUUCAGCAGUUGAAUCCACCUCAUCAUCCACAAUCCCCAUAUCAUUAUCAAGUUCAGUCUCAACAGAAACAAUUUCCACCAUUACAGCUACUCCAUCUAUCGUGAUCAUGAGCACACAGCCACCCACAAGUUCAGCAGUUGAAUCCACCUUCCCAUCUUCCACAAUCCCCGUUUCAAUAUCAAGUUCAGUCUCAACAGAAACUAUUUCCACUACCACAGCGACUCCAUCUAGCCUGAUCAUGAGUACACAGCCACCCGCAAGUUCAGCAGUUGAAUCCACCUUCUCAUCUUCCACAAUCCCCAUAUCAAUAUCAAGUUCAGUCUCAACAGAAACAAUUUCCACCAUCACAGCUACUCCAUCCAGCCUGAUCAUGAGCACACAGCCACCCGCAAGUUCAGCAAUUGAAUCCACCUUCUCAUCUUCCACAAUCCCCAUUUCAAUAUCAAAUUCAGUCUCAACAGAAACUAUUUCCACCAUCACAGCUACUCCAUCCAGCCUGCUCAUGAGCACACAGCCACCCGCAAGUUCAGCAGUUGAUUUUCUCUUCUCAUCUUCCACAAUCCCCAUUUCAAUAUCAAGUUCAGGCUCAACAGGAACAGCAGAAAUUUCCACUAGCAUAGCGACUCUAUCCAGCCUGAUCAUGAGCACACAACCACCCGCAAGUUCAGCAGUUGAAUCCACCUUCUCAUCUUCCACAAUCCCCAUUUCAAUAUCAAGUUCAGUCUCAACAGAAACUAUUUCCACUACCACAGCGACUCCAUCCAGCCUGAUCAUGAGCACACAGCCACCAGCAAUUUCAGCAUUUGAAUUGCUCUUCUUGUCUUCCACAAUUCCUAGUUCAAUAUCAAGUUCCACCUCAACAGAAACUGUUUCUACCAACACAGCUACUCCAUCCAGCCUGAUCAUGAGCACACAGCCACCAGCAAGUUCAGCAGUUGAAUCCACCUUCUCAUCUUCCACAAUCCCCAUUUCCAUAUCAAGUUCAGUCUCAACAGAAACAAUUUCCACCAACACAGCUACUCCAUCUAUCGUGAUCAUGAGCACACAUACACCCACAAGUUCAGCAGUUGAAUCCACCUCAUCUUCCACAGUCCCCAUUUCCACAUCAAGUUCAGUCUCAAUAGGAACAAUUUCCACCAACACAGCUACUCCAUCUAUCGUGAUCGUGAGCACACAGCCACCCACAAGUUCAGCAGUUGAAUCCACCUUCCCUUCUUCCACAAUCCCCGUUUCAAUAUCAAGUUCAGUCUCAACAGAAACUAUUUCCACUACCACAGCGACUCCAUCUAGCCUGAUCAUGAGUACACAGCCACCCGCAAGUUCAGCAGUUGAAUCCACCUUCUCAUCUUCCACAAUCCCCAUUUCCAUAUCAAGUUCAGUCUCAACAGAAACAAUUUCCACCAACACAGCUACUCCAUCUAUCGUGAUCAUGAGCACACAUACACCCACAAGUUCAGCAGUUGAAUCCACCUUCUCAUCUUCCACAAUCCCCAUUUCCAUAUCAAGUUCAGUCUCAACAGAAACAAUUUCCACCAACACAGCUACUCCAUCUAUCGUGAUCGUGAGCACACAGCCACCCACAAGUUCAGCAGUUGAAUCCACCUUCCCUUCUUCCACAAUCCCCGUUUCAAUAUCAAGUUCAGUCUCAACAGAAACUAUUUCCACUACCACAGCGACUCCAUCUAGCCUGAUCAUGAGUACACAGCCACCCGCAAGUUCAGCAGUUGAAUCCACCUUCUCAUCUUCCACAAUCCCCAUAUCAAUAUCAAGUUCAGUCUCAACAGAAACAAUUUCCACCAUCACAGCUACUCCAUCCAGCCUGAUCAUGAGCACACAGCCACCCGCAAGUUCAGCAAUUGAAUCCACCUCAUCUUCCACAAUCCCCAUUUCAAUAUCAAAUUCAGUCUCAACAGAAACUAUUUCCACCAUCACAGCGACUCCAUCCAGCCUGAUCAUGAGCACACAACCACCAGCAAGUUCAGCAGUUGAAUCCACCUCAUCUUCCACAAUCCCCAUUUCAAUAUCAAGUUCAGUCUCAACAGAAACUAUUUCCACUACCACAGCGACUCCAUCCAGCCUGAUCAUGAGCACACAGCCACAAGCAAUUUCAGCAUUUGAAUUGCUCUUCUUGUCUUCCACAAUCCCUAGUUCAAUAUCAAGUUCCACCUCAACAGAAACUGUUUCUACCAACACAGCUACUCCAUCCAGCCUGAUCGUGAGCACACAGCCACCCACAAGUUCAGCAGUUGAAUCCACCUUCCCUUCUUCCACAAUCCCCGUUUCAAUAUCAAGUUCAGUCUCAACAGAAACUAUUUCCACUACCACAGCGACUCCAUCUAGCCUGAUCAUGAGUACACAGCCACCCGCAAGUUCAGCAGUUGAAUCCACCUUCUCAUCUUCCACAAUCCCCAUAUCAAUAUCAAGUUCAGUCUCAACAGAAACAAUUUCCACCAUCACAGCUACUCCAUCCAGCCUGAUCAUGAGCACACAGCCACCCGCAAGUUCAGCAAUUGAAUCCACCUCAUCUUCCACAAUCCCCAUUUCAAUAUCAAAUUCAGUCUCAACAGAAACUAUUUCCACUACCACAGCGACUCCAUCCAGCCUGAUCAUGAGCACACAGCCACAAGCAAUUUCAGCAUUUGAAUUGCUCUUCUUGUCUUCCACAAUCCCUAGUUCAAUAUCAAGUUCCACCUCAACAGAAACUGUUUCUACCAACACAGCUACUCCAUCCAGCCUGAUCGUGAGCACACAGCCACCCACAAGUUCAGCAGUUGAAUCCACCUUCCCUUCUUCCACAAUCCCCGUUUCAAUAUCAAGUUCAGUCUCAACAGAAACUAUUUCCACUACCACAGCGACUCCAUCUAGCCUGAUCAUGAGUACACAGCCACCCGCAAGUUCAGCAGUUGAAUCCACCUUCUCAUCUUCCACAAUCCCCAUAUCAAUAUCAAGUUCAGUCUCAACAGAAACAAUUUCCACCAUCACAGCUACUCCAUCCAGCCUGAUCAUGAGCACACAGCCACCCGCAAGUUCAGCAAUUGAAUCCACCUCAUCUUCCACAAUCCCCAUUUCAAUAUCAAAUUCAGUCUCAACAGAAACUAUUUCCACCAUCACAGCGACUCCAUCCAGCCUGAUCAUGAGCACACAACCACCAGCAAGUUCAGCAGUUGAAUCCACCUUCUCAUCUUCCACAAUCCCCAUUUCAAUAUCAAGUUCAGUCUCAACAGAAACUAUUUCCACUACCACAGCGACUCCAUCCAGCCUGAUCAUGAGCACACAGCCACAAGCAAUUUCAGCAUUUGAAUUGCUCUUCUUGUCUUCCACAAUCCCUAGUUCAAUAUCAAGUUCCACCUCAACAGAAACUGUUUCUACCAACACAGCUACUCCAUCCAGCCUGAUCAUGAGCACACAGCCACCAGCAAGUUCAGCAGUUGAAUCCACCUUCUCAUCUUCCACAAUCCCCAUUUCCAUAUCAAGUUCAGUCUCAACAGAAACUGUUUCCACUGCCACAGUGACUCCAUCCAGCCUGAUCAUGAGCACACAGCCACCAGCAAGUUCAGCAGUUGAAUCCACCUUCCCAUCUUCCACAAUCCCCGUUUCAAUAUCAAGUUCAGGCUCAACAGGAACAGCGGAAAUUUCCACCAGCAUAGCGACUCCAUCCAGCCUGAUCAUGAGCACACAGCCACCCGCAAGUUCAGCAGUUGAAUCCACCUUCUCAUCUUCCACAAUCCCCAUAUCAUUAUCAAGUUCAGUCUCAACAGAAACAAUUUCCACCAUUACAGCUACUCCAUCCAGCCUGAUCAUGAGCACACAGCCACCCGCAAGUUCAGCAGUUGAAUCCACCUUCUCAUCUUCCACAUUCCCCAUUUCAAUAUCAAGUUCAGGCUCAACAGGAACAGCGGAAAUUUCCACCAGCAUAGCGACUCCAUCCAGCCUGAUCAUGAGCACCCAGCCACCCGCAAGUUCAGCAGUUGAAUCCACCUCAUCUUCCACAAUCCCCAUUUCCAUAUCAAGUUCAGUCUCAACAGAAACUAUUUCCACCAUCACAGCUACUCCAUCCAGCCUGAUCAUGAGCACACAGCCACCCGCAAGUUCAGUAGUUGAAUCCACCUUCUCAUCUUCCACAGUCCCCAUUUCAAUAUCAAGUUCAGGCUCAACAGGAACAGCAGAAAUUUCCACCAGCAUAGCGACUCCAUCCAGCCUGAUCAUGAGCACUCAGCCACCCACAAGUUCAGCAGAUGAAUCCAGCUUCUCAUCUUCCACAGUCCCCAUUUCCAUAUCAAGUUCAGUCUCAAUGGGAACAAUUUCCACCAACACAGCUACUCCAUCUAUCGUGAUCAUGAGCACACAGACACCCACAAGUUCAGCAGUUGAAUCCACCUUCUCAUCUUCCAUAAUCCCCAGUUCAAUAUCAAGUUCAAUCUCAACAGAAACUGUUUCUACCAACACAGCUACUCUAUCCAGCCUGAUCAUGAGCACACAGCCACACGCAAGUUCAGCAAUUGAAUCCACCUUUUCAUCUUCCACAAUCCCCAUUUCCAUAUCAAGUUCAGUCUCGUCGUCGUACCCCCCGGCGUCGAGCACGGUGAAGCCCAAUGUGGACGUGUCCAUCUCCCCAAACUCCAGCGUCACCGUGUUGGGUCAACAGUCGGACUUCAGCCCCAACACUCGCCGAAAUGCAACUAUUGCCGCAUCAGUGGUGUGCGGGAGCCUGCUGCUGAUGCUGCUGCUGCUGGCGGUGCACUACUUAUGCAGAAAAAGGAAUGUAAUUUACCACAUCGCCUAAGGAGUGCCGGUGAAGACACUGAACAAUUACUGCUGUCAGAGAUCAAGAACCCAUAAUUGCAUGGUAGUUGUUAAGCAUUAUCCAAUGCAUGCUUGUGCCAUGACGAUCUUCUAUAGGUCAAUUUCCCAAUUUAACCACGAGUUGACUUCUUUAUAUAUAUUAAAAAAAAACUUUCUUGUGAAGUCAUUAAUGUUAUAAAUUCAACGCGUGGCGAUCUGCGAUGUCGGUCUGUACCACUUGUGUUGCCUUCAGUGUGAGCUUCCAAGGCACUAAUUCAACACAUUGAAUAAUAAUAAUCAGUAUCACACCAACUGACAUCCAGUAGGUCCAGGACUUUGGCUGUAAUCAUUUAUACCAUAAGAUGUUGUGUUAAGGAAGUUUAUACUUCAUCGCUUAUAUCAUAAUAAGAGUGAGAAUUUACAUUUGUAAGGAGCGCUUCACAUAGAUCCAAAUACGUGGUAGCAAUUUCCUACUUUGAUGUUUCACGAGGGUUUUUAUAUCCAGGUCGCCAAUGUAAUUCCAUGAAGGCUUUUAUUUACACUUUCAUUUUAACCGUAUAUGAAAGUGUAUGCUAAAUAAGUAUGAUACAUGUAAAAUACUGUUCAAUGCAAUGUGGAUUUAUAAAAGCGCCUAAAUGCAAACGCAUUUCAAGGCCCUGCAACACAACCAGGGGAUGGUGACAGUGACAGCAAAGGAGGACUAUUUGACCUAUGUAGUAAGAGAGAGAUGGUCAUUCAUUGGAGGAGUAGGCAGGCGAGUUUGGUGAGCGGAGGAUAGAGGAUGGAAGAAUGAUUAUUUUUUAGGAUGUAAAUGAUUGUAGCGAGGUUAGCGGUGACACACGGAAAGUUCUCCGGAUGUGUGGUGGCGGGGAGACACAGGUAGAGACAGGGCGGGAGGAGACGCAGAGUCGAUAUCGGAAAUUACAUUCCUGAUGAUCUCCACCUGUGAGAGAGAAAUAUGUCACUGCAGUGGUUCACACUGGGCGGCUGAUGGGAGUUAUGGAGGAAGUUACUAUGUGCCCAUGCAGGAGCGAGUUGUCAGUGCUGAAAGGGGAUUUAAGGUUUUCAGCUCCAUUAGCACUAAGAGCAGAAAGUGUAAUUUGAUCCUUGCCAGAGCUUAAUAGAUUGGGGAUUCCUCUUUGUUUUAAUGUAAGUAUUGCACAUUCAGUGUCGGCUUCACAUAAACUAAAAAUACUGCACCAGCUCAGUGUGUUAUUAAUUCGACUCUGUAUUUAUCGGAUGAGUUAAUAUGUAUAAAUCUGUUUGAACCUCGGUUAUUAUUUUAAAACGCUCUCUUUAAUUUACCCAUGAAAACCUCAAUGAAUCUCAAGACUCCUUUUCAUUAGCGACCUGUAUAGGGAUAUUUUGGUCCUGUAUUGGGAUGUUUGGCCAAUUCCAUUCAUGUUUGUUUGCCAUGUGGCAAGAAACCGAGGUAUUGUAGAUAAUCCAUGCAUAUAAGUGGAUGGCACUCAAGGCUCUGCCUAUUAAAAUAAAUGUCAUAAUUACCUGACCUGGUAUUGCUGGUAAAUUCAAAAGGGAUCCUGGAUUCCUUCUAAAUAAACAGGCAUUCAUCAACUGUUCCUUAUUAAGUGUUAAUUUAUUAUAUUGAUAUUAAAGCACUACUGUAGUAACACAUUUCUUUUUUGCUGAUCUGUCUUAAAGUUAUUUAUGUAUUUUUUUAAAAAAAAUCUGAAUUUUAUUUUUUGUAACAACUUGUUUUACUUGGUGGACGUGCUAUAAACCCUGCAUAAAUAAAUUACAUCUCUUCCGAAUAAAUCUUUAAAAAGCACAAUGUAUACUGUGUCACAAUACACUGCAUCAUCAUCAUGAGCCAAUACAUAUCCAUUGCUGGAUGAAGGCCUCCUCCGGAAGUUGUCAUCAUUCUA
This is a messenger RNA of Petromyzon marinus (sea lamprey), 12628 nucleotides long. The record is from RefSeq and is a predicted model, not a curated record. Lineage: Eukaryota; Metazoa; Chordata; Hyperoartia; Petromyzontiformes; Petromyzontidae.